Messenger RNA from Magallana angulata, 12071 nucleotides. Its product is annotated as neurogenic locus notch homolog protein 2-like. Lineage: Eukaryota; Metazoa; Mollusca; Bivalvia; Ostreida; Ostreidae. Bases 118 to 7140 code for a protein of 2340 amino acids. The transcript has 53 exons. The record is from RefSeq and is a predicted model, not a curated record. Gene Ontology annotation, molecular function: scavenger receptor activity.
CGUCUUAAAUUCACAACGCCUUCCCGUUUUAACCUUCCUAUUACUACUUUUUCUGUUGAGUGACCAUGUCUAUACUCAUAGAGUAAUCUUAUUUGACCAGAUCGACAAGACACUACCAUGGUGUCCAUAUUCGGACACUCUGUGUAUCACUUUGAUGUCGUCACUGUGUGGUUCUGUCUGCUUGCAGUCUCCCAGGCGGCGUAUGUUAAUGUCGCCCUCAACAAACCAGCGUACCAACAGGACCCACGGUAUAGUGACACACAUGACGCCAGUUACGCUGUAGACGGACGUAAAUCAGACCUGAGUAGGGAUGGAGGUCAAUGUGCUGUAUCACAGCCCAGACAAACCGCCACCUGGUGGGUGAACCUGACCACCAUCCAUAGCAUCCACCACAUCACCAUAUACUUCAUGACAAACGGAUUUGGGCUGGACUUUUAUUCUGGUUUGUCAAAUUACUUCAUUGGAUUCUCGGUGUACGUCUCCAACACAACAGACAGACUACAGGGAACACUGUGUUACAAGGACGAUAACUUUACAGCACUCACCUUACAUUCUGUCUUCACUACCACCUGUCCUGUACAUGGACAGUACGUUAUCUACUACAACGAGAGACUACCAGGAGUUAUCUACCCUAGAGGGUACUCUACAAUUGUUGACAUUAACCUCUGUGAAGUGGAGGUGUAUGGAUGCCCUGGAGGGUUUUACGGACCGAACUGUUCUAACGCCUGUCCAGAUACCAAUUGUUUCUGUCACUUAGAAACGGGCAUCUGUCAGGGCUGCAAGCCUGGGUAUCAAGGUUACCUGUGUAAAUCAGCGUGUGGUCGAGGAUAUUAUGGUGCUGAAUGUCAACAAGGAUGUGGACACUGCCGUGACUUAACUAAGUGUUUCCACACCAACGGGUCAUGUUUAACUGGGUGUGAAGCUGGUUAUCAUGGGGAAGCGUGUAAAGCAUCUUGCCCAUACGGGUUCUUUGGACCAGACUGUCUUCACGAAUGUAACGACACCUGUGAUGGUUGUAACAGAUUCAAUGGCUCUUGUGAUUCUGGAUGUAACCCUGGAUGGCAGGGAUAUGAGUGCCAAGAUGCUUGCGAUACAGGAUCAUUUGGUGAUAACUGCAGUAAAACAUGCGGACACUGUCGUGACGUCAACCAGUGUUCAAUUAUUAACGGAACAUGUUUGACUGGAUGUGAUGUUGGUUAUCACGGGGGCUUGUGUAAAACACUUUGCCCUUACGGAUUUUUUGGACCGGAUUGUGCUGACAGAUGUAACGACACCUGUGAUGGUUGUAACAGAUUCAAUGGUUCUUGUGAUACUGGGUGUAACCCCGGAUGGCAGGGAUAUGAGUGUCAAAAUGCUUGCGAUACAGGGUCUUUUGGUGACAACUGCAGUGAUAUAUGUGGAUACUGUCGUGACAUAGACCAGUGUUCUAAUAUCAACGGAACAUGUUUAACUGGGUGUGAUGCAGGCUAUCACAUGGACUUGUGUAAAACACCUUGUCCGUCCGGAUUCUUUGGACCAGACUGUGUUGACAUAUGUAAAGACGCCUGUGAUGGUUGUAACAGAUUCAAUGGUUCCUGUGAUUCUGGAUGCAACACCGGAUGGCAGGGAUAUGAGUGUCAGAUUGUUAAUGUCGCCCUCAACAAACCAGCGUACCAACAAUACCCAUUCAGUCGAUGGGGAGAUUACGACAUAUAUGACGCCAGUAACGCUGUAGACGGACGAAAAUCAAACCUGAGUUGGUAUGGAGGUCAAUGUGCUGUAUCAUAUCCUAAACAAACCGCCACCUGGUGGGUGAACCUGACCACCAUCCACAGCAUCUACAACAUCACCAUGUACUUCCUGACGAACAAUAAUCUACAGGACUUUUAUACUGGUUUGUCAAAUUACUUCCUUGGAUUCUCGGUGUACGUCUCCAACACAACAGACAGACUACAGGGAACACUGUGUUACAAGGACGAUAACUUUACAGCACUCACCAUACCUUCUGUCUUCACCACCGUCUGUCCUGUACAUGGACAGUACGUUAUCUACUACAACGAGAGACUACCAGGAGUUAUCUACCCUAGAGGGUACUCUACAACUGUUGACAUUAACCUCUGUGAAGUGGAGGUGUAUGGAUGUCCUGGAGGCUUUUACGGGGCUUACUGUUCUAACGCCUGUCCAGAUACCAAUUGUUACUGUCACUUAGAGACGGGCACCUGUCAGGGCUGCAAACCUGGGUAUCAAGGUUACCUGUGUAAAUCAGCUUGUGAUCGAGGAUAUUAUGGUGCAGAGUGUCAACAAGGAUGUGGACACUGCCGCGACUUAACUCAAUGCUUCCACACCAACGGGUCAUGCUUAACUGGGUGUGAAGCUGGUUAUCAUGGACAAAAAUGUGAAGCACCUUGCCCAUAUGGAUUGUUUGGACCGGACUGUGUUGACAGAUGCAAUGACACAUGUGAUGGAUGUAACCGAUUCAAUGGUUCUUGUGAUUCUGGGUGUUACCCCGGGUGGCAGGGAUAUGAGUGUCAAGAUGUUUGCGAUAAAGGAUCAUUUGGUGAUAACUGCAGUGAAACAUGUGGACCCUGUCGUGACAUAGACAAGUGUUCCAAUAUCAAUGGGACAUGUUUGACUGGAUGUUCUGCUGGUUAUCAGGGGGACUUGUGUAAAACAUCGUGUGGUCGAGGACUAUAUGGGGCUGAGUGUCAACAAGAAUGUGGACACUGUCGUGACUUAACUCAGUGCGUCCACACUAACGGGUCAUGUUUAACUGGGUGUGAAGCUGGUUAUCAUGGGGAAACAUGUGCAGCACCUUGUCCACACGGAUUCUUUGGACCGGACUGUGCUGACAGAUGUAACGACUCCUGUGAUGGUUGCAACAGAUUCAAUGGUUUUUGUGAUUCUGGGUGUAACCCUGGAUGGCAGGGAUAUGAGUGUCAAGAUGCUUGCGAUACAGAAUCAUUUGGUGAUAACUGCAGUAAAACAUGUGGACACUGUCGUGACGUCAACCACUGUUCCAAUAUUAACGGAACAUGUUUGACUGGAUGUGAUGUUGGUUAUCACGGAGACUUGUGUAAAACACCGUGCUCUUAUGGAUUUUUUGGACAAAAUUGUGCUGACAGAUGUAACGACACCUGUGAUGGUUGUAACAGAUUCAAUGGUUCUUGUGAUUCUGGAUGUAACCCUGGAUGGCAAGGAUAUGAGUGUCAAGAAGCUUGUGACAAGGAAUCGUUCGGUGAUAACUGCAGUAAAACAUGCGGACACUGUCGUGACGUCAACCAGUGUUCCAAUAUUAACGGAACAUGUAUGACUGGAUGUGAUGUUGGUUAUCACGGGGGCUUGUGUAAAACACCGUGCCCUUACGGAUUUUUUGGACACGAUUGUGCUGACAGAUGUAACGACACCUGUGAUGGUUGUAACAGAUUCAAUGGUUCUUGUGGUACUGGGUGUAACCCCGGAUGGCAAGGAUAUGAGUGUCAAAAUGCUUGCGAUACAGGGUCUUUUGGGGACAACUGCAGUGAUACAUGUGGAUACUGUCGUGACAUGGACCAGUGUUCUAAUAUCAACGGAACAUGUUUAACUGGGUGUGAUGCAGGUUAUCACGGGGACUUGUGUAAAACACCUUGUCCGUCCGGAUUCUUUGGACCAGACUGUGUUGACAUUUGUAAAGACGCCUGUGAUGGUUGUAACAGAUUCAAUGGUUCCUGUGAUUCUGGAUGUAACACCGGAUGGCAUGGAUAUGAGUGUCAGAUUGUUAAUGUCGCCCUCAACAAACCAACAUACCUACAGUACCCUGAUCCAGAUGACGACAGAUGGGACGCCAGUAACGCUGUGGACGGACGUAAAUCAGACCUGAGUUUGAAUGGAGGUCAAUGUGCCCUAUCAUGGUCCGGACAAACCGCCACCUGGUGGGUGAACCUGACCACCAUCCACAGCAUCCACAACAUCACCAUAUACUUCAGGACGGAUAAUAAUUUACAGGUUUUUUAUGGUUAUUGGACAAAGUACUUCCUUGGAUUCUCGGUGUACGUCUCCAACACAACAGACAGACUACAGGGAACACUGUGUUACAAGGACGACAACUUUACAACACUCACCAUACCUGCUGUCUUCACCACCAUAUGUCCUGUACAUGGACAGUACGUCAUCUACUACAACGAGAGACUACCAGGAGUUACCUACCCUAGAGGGUACUCUACAGAUGUUAACAGUAACCUCUGUGAAUUGGAGGUGUAUGGAUGUCCUGGAGGCUUUUACGGGGCUUACUGUUCUAACGCCUGUCCAGAUACCAAUUGUUACUGUCACUUAGAGACGGGCAUCUGUCAGGGCUGCAAACCUGGGUAUCAAGGUUACCUGUGUAAAUCAGCUUGUGUUCGAGGAUAUUAUGGUGCUGAGUGUCAACAAGAAUGUGGACACUGCCGUGACUUAACUCAAUGCUUCCACACCAACGGGUCAUGCUUAACUGGGUGUGCAGCUGGUUAUCAAGGACAAAAAUGUGAAGCACCUUGCCCAUAUGGAUUGUUUGGACCGGACUGUGUUGACAGAUGCAACGACACCUGUGAUGGAUGUAACAGAUUCAAUGGUUCCUGUGAUUCUGGGUGUAACCCUGGAUGGCAGGGAUAUGAGUGUCAAGAUGUUUGCGAUAAAGGAUCAUUUGGUGAUAACUGCAGUGAAACAUGUGGACCCUGUCGUGACAUAGACAAGUGUUCCAAUAUCAAUGGGACAUGUUUGACUGGAUGUUCUGCUGGUUAUCAGGGGGACUUGUGUAAAACAUCAUGUGUUCGAGGACAGUAUGGGGCUGAGUGUCAACAAGAAUGUGGACACUGCCGUGACUUAAACCAGUGCGUCCACACUAACGGGUCAUGUUUAACUGGUUGCAAAGCUGGUUAUCAUGGGGAAACAUGUGAAGCACCUUGCCCUUACGGAUUUUUUGGACUGGAUUGUGCUAACAGAUGUAACGACACCUGUGAUGGUUGUAACAGAUUCAAUGGUUCUUGUGAUACUGGGUGUAACCCCGGAUGGCAAGGAUAUGAGUGUCAAUAUGCUUGCGAUAAAGGAUCAUUUGGUCAUGACUGCAGUGAUACAUGUGGAUACUGUCGUGAUGUAAACCAGUGUUCCAAUAUUAACGGAACAUGUUUGGCUGGAUGUGCUGCUGGUUAUCAGGGGGACUUGUGUAAAACAUCUUGUCCAUACGGAUUCUUUGGAACGGAUUGUACAGACAGAUGUAACGAUACCUGUAAUGGUUGUAACAGAUUCAAUGGUUCUUGUGAUUCUGGGUGUAAACCUGGAUGGCAGGGAUAUGACUGUCAUAACGCUUGUGAAAAAGGAUCAUUUGGUGACAACUGCAGUAAAAUAUGCGGACAGUGUCGUGACGUAGACAAGUGUUCCCAUAUCAACGGAACAUGUUUGACUGGAUGUGCUGCUGGUUAUCAAGGAGAAAUCUGUAAAACACCGUGUGGUCAAGGAUAUCAUGGUGCUGGGUGUCAACAAGAAUGUGGACACUGCCGUGACUUAACUCAGUGUUUCCACACCAACGGGUCAUGCUUAACUGGGUGUGAAGCUGGUUACCAUGGGGAAACAUGUAAAGCACCUUGCCCAUACGGAUUCUUUGGACCGGAUUGUGUUGACAGAUGUAACGACACCUGUGAUGGUUGUAACAGAUUCAAUGGUUCCUGUGAUUCUGGUUGUAACCCUGGGUGGCAUGGAUAUCAGUGUCAAGAUGCUUGCGAUGAAGAAUCAUUUGGUGAUAACUGCAGUGAAACAUGCGGACACUGUCGUGACAUAGACCAGUGUUCCAAUAUCAAUGGGACAUGUUUGACUGGAUGUUCUGCUGGUCAUCAGGGGGACUUGUGUAAAACAUCUUGUCCACGCGGAUUCUUUGGACCGGAUUGUGCUAACAGAUGUGUCAACACCUGUGAUGGCUGUAACAGAUUCAAUGGUUCUUGUGAUUUUGGGUGUAACCCCGGAUGGCAGGGAUACAAGUGUCAAGAAGCUUGCGAUAAAGGAUCAUUUGGUGACAACUGUAUUGAAACAUGUGGAUACUGUCGUGACGUAGGCAAAUGCUCUAAUAUAAAUGGAACGUGUUUGACUGGAUGUGAUGCUGGUUAUCACAAAGACCUGUGUAAAACACCUUGUCCAUACGCAUUCUUUGGACCAGACUGUGCCAACAGAUGUAAUGACACCUGUGAUGGUUGUGACAGAUUCAAUGGUUCCUGUAAUUCUGGGUGUAACCCCGGAUGGCAGGGACUAGAGUGUCAGGAUGCUUGUGAUAAAGGGUCAUUUGGUGACAACUGCAGUGAAUCCUGUGGACACUGUCGUGACGUAGACAAGUGUUCCAAUAUCAACGGAACAUGUUUGACUGGAUGUGAUGCUGGUUUUCAGGGGAAAUUAUGUAAAACACAAUGUGACAGAGGAUCAUUUGGUGUCGGCUGCAAUGAAACAUGUGGACACUGUCGAGACGUAAACCAAUGCUUCCAUACAAACGGAACAUGUUUAACAGGAUGUAUUGCUGGCUUUCAAGGGGACGUGUGUAAAACACCUUGCCAGCAAGGGUCUUUUGGAGAAAACUGCAUUAAAAAAUGUCUCGAAAACUGUGCAGGUUGUAAUGAUGUCACUGGUCUGUGUGAAUAUGGAUGUCUCCAAGGGUAUACAGGAUACUUCUGCGAAAACGCUUGCCCAUAUGGAUUGUUCGGACAAGAUUGUACUGAUGAAUGUAACGACACGUGUUCGGGCUGCAACAAUGUGAAUGGUGUGUGUGACAGAGGAUGUCAUCCAGGUUGGAGGGGAGAUUACUGUGAUAAAGCUUGUGACAAUGGAUUGCAUGGUGCUGACUGUAACGAAGUAUGUGGUCAGUGCCGUAACGAAAGCACGUGCGUUCAUACCAACGGAACCUGCAUAACUGGAUGUGAUGCUGGUUAUGAAGGCGAUAUGUGUAAAACACCCUGUCCGUAUGGAUUCUUCGGACAAGAUUGUACCGGUGUAUGUAACGACAACUGUACGGGCUGCAACAAUGUGAAUGGUGUGUGUGACAGAGGAUGUAAUCCAGGCUGGAUGGGGGACUAUUGUGAUAUAGGUAGGUUAGCUUGCAUAGAAUCCGUCUAUGUUGUUGAUAUGAUACAACUUUAUUCAUAUUACAUAUCCAUAGUAGCUAUAUUUGUUUGACGAUAUACCUUUUUCAGUUAUAAGUGACUUCAAAUCAUUGAUGCAGGAUAGAUCUCCAACAGAUUUGUUAAUACUCGAAACAGGUUUAAUUGAUUUUAUGUUUUGAACAUGUUUAAAGCAUUACUAAUCAUGAUUUAUGCCUUUGCAGUUUGAUAUAUGGUAGGUAAUAACAACGUUUCAAAUAAUAGAUAUGUUGAUACACUCCUAAGUUUAUACACCUCAACAUAAACACUGUAAGCAGAUUCACAAAGUCUUUACACAAAAGGAAAUGAAAGUCAUUAUGAAGGUCACAACUUUACUCUGCAUUCAUAUAACUGUGGUAAUGGUGCAUCAGAAAAAUCCAUUUGCCUAAUACAACUGACAAAUACUAAAUCUCACUUCAACAACGUCGCGGAUCUUUAAAAGUGUAUCAGUUUGUGUCCAGUUAAUGUUGGACGUAUAUCAAAGAAUGUGCUGUUGGUCAAUAUUACACCAGUAACAAACAACUAGUGUCCACAAAACAAAACAAAACAAACAAACAAUAAAAAACAUAGAGGGACGGAGGCAGAGAAACUGAGAGAGAGAGAGAGAGAGAGAGAGAGAGAGAGAGCGAAAUGAUGUAAAUCCAAUCUGCCUUUAUAAUAUGAAAUUAUCGAUUCGGGAAUUCACUGUACGCGUUUUUUUUCAAAUAUGACACAUGUAUCCUUGAGGUAUAACUGGUAGGUAUUUAGCAGAUAAAAGAACAAGAAUUGCUCAAUUGGUAAGUAAUGCAACUUUGAUUAAAAAAAACCUUUUUGAUUGUGCUGAUUACAACCUAAAAAGGUUUUUUUUUUCAUAUUAUAAUAUUUAAAGUGCGCAAUUGUGACUAAACAUGAACAAUUUUGCUUUAAUUUUUAGAAUUUUAUACAACCUAAUUUUAUCUGAUUUGCCAUUGAUAACUUUACAUUAUCUUAUACCUAUUUAUUUUUUUAAUGUCAUGAUACAUACAUUUUGAGAUUUUAUAUAUAUUUUUGUAAGAUAAUAUGUUAAUUUAGAGAUUAUUUUAUUUAAGAAUAUCAUAUAUAUUUUUUUUAACAAAGUAGCGUGGUGUUUAUAUAUUGACAUUGUUAAUAAUGUAAUUAACAACUCAAAAAAGUAAAGCAACGUAUAUUAAUGUAAAGAAACGUAUUUUAGGUUCUUUUUGUUCAACAAUAUCAACCGCUCUCUGUUCAAUUUUUUUUUCAAAUCACGUUUUCAAAGAGGUUACUCACUGAGGGAAAUCACCAACCUUUGAAGAGAUAAGUACUAACUUAUAACGUUGAUAUCCAUUACACCAGCAAACCCGCUGAGAUUUCGUCAUCUGACACCAUCUUUCGAUAAUACCGGAUGAAUGUAACCUGCAAAUCGACGACAGACAACAAGAAACACCUAACGCUUGUGUCCGUUCACCGUACACACCUAGGGAGUAAUUUGGUCGCAAAAGAAGGAUGACACUUCCUAAGAAACCAGCCAUGUUGAGUUGCCUGUCCGUAUGGAUUCUUCGGACAAGAUUGUACCGGUGUAUGUAACGACAACUGUACGGGCUGCAACAAUGUGAAUGGUGUGUGUGACAGAGGAUGUAAUCCAGGCUGGAUGGGGGACUAUUGUGAUAUAGGUAGGUUAGCUUGCAUAGAAUCCGUCUAUGUUGUUGAUAUGAUACAACUUUAUUCAUAUUACAUAUCCAUAGUAGCUAUAUUUGUUUGACGAUAUACCUUUUUCAGUUAUAAGUGACUUCAAAUCAUUGAUGCAGGAUAGAUCUCCAACAGAUUUGUUAAUACUCGAAACAGGUUUAAUUGAUUUUAUGUUUUGAACAUGUUUAAAGCAUUACUAAUCAUGAUUUAUGCCUUUGCAGUUUGAUAUAUGGUAGGUAAUAACAACGUUUCAAAUAAUAGAUAUGUUGAUACACUCCUAAGUUUAUACACCUCAACAUAAACACUGUAAGCAGAUUCACAAAGUCUUUACACAAAAGGAAAUGAAAGUCAUUAUGAAGGUCACAACUUUACUCUGCAUUCAUAUAACUGUGGUAAUGGUGCAUCAGAAAAAUCCAUUUGCCUAAUACAACUGACAAAUACUAAAUCUCACUUCAACAACGUCGCGGAUCUUUAAAAGUGUAUCAGUUUGUGUCCAGUUAAUGUUGGACGUAUAUCAAAGAAUGUGCUGUUGGUCAAUAUUACACCAGUAACAAACAACUAGUGUCCACAAAACAAAACAAAACAAACAAACAAUAAAAAACAUAGAGGGACGGAGGCAGAGAAACUGAGAGAGAGAGAGAGAGAGAGAGAGAGAGCGAAAUGAUGUAAAUCCAAUCUGCCUUUAUAAUAUGAAAUUAUCGAUUCGGGAAUUCACUGUACGCGUUUUUUUUCAAAUAUGACACAUGUAUCCUUGAGGUAUAACUGGUAGGUAUUUAGCAGAUAAAAGAACAAGAAUUGCUCAAUUGGUAAGUAAUGCAACUUUGAUUAAAAAAAACCUUUUUGAUUGUGCUGAUUACAACCUAAAAAGGUUUUUUUUUUCAUAUUAUAAUAUUUAAAGUGCGCAAUUGUGACUAAACAUGAACAAUUUUGCUUUAAUUUUUAGAAUUUUAUACAACCUAAUUUUAUCUGAUUUGCCAUUGAUAACUUUACAUUAUCUUAUACCUAUUUAUUUUUUUAAUGUCAUGAUACAUACAUUUUGAGAUUUUAUAUAUAUUUUUGUAAGAUAAUAUGUUAAUUUAGAGAUUAUUUUAUUUAAGAAUAUCAUAUAUAUUUUUUUUAACAAAGUAGCGUGGUGUUUAUAUAUUGACAUUGUUAAUAAUGUAAUUAACAACUCAAAAAAGUAAAGCAACGUAUAUUAAUGUAAAGAAACGUAUUUUAGGUUCUUUUUGUUCAACAAUAUCAACCGCUCUCUGUUCAAUUUUUUUUUCAAAUCACGUUUUCAAAGAGGUUACUCACUGAGGGAAAUCACCAACCUUUGAAGAGAUAAGUACUAACUUAUAACGUUGAUAUCCAUUACACCAGCAAACCCGCUGAGAUUUCGUCAUCUGACACCAUCUUUCGAUAAUACCGGAUGAAUGUAACCUGCAAAUCGACGACAGACAACAAGAAACACCUAACGCUUGUGUCCGUUCACCGUACACACCUAGGGAGUAAUUUGGUCGCAAAAGAAGGAUGACACUUCCUAAGAAACCAGCCAUGUUGAGUUGGGAGAAGUACAUCCUAACUGUAUCGUGGUGGAUAUCAAAGAACACCUGAAGAUCCGCUCUCUUAAAACAAUGCUCUUCCUUAUAUCAAAUGUAGAUUUAUGCUAUGGAGUUCUACGAUCAAACUGUCGCUGUCAAAACUGUACACAAUUUUUGAAAAAUAUUCUCAGAAUGCAUAAUGUUGCUUGUUUUCCUUCUCCGAACUAAGUAAUUACGUAUGGGAUCAUUUAAAGCAGUAUUUUGAAAAGCCAACUGUGGUUACAAAUAUGAUUGUUAUAGUUACAUGAAUAUCUAUAUCAAUGAAGUCAUUUGAUGCUCAUUUGUAAAAAAAAAUAGGAUUUAACUAAAUAUAUAUUCCCUUUAUAUAACCAAAUUAUGUGCCCCUUUUACAUUUUUCUUGCAAUAUAUAUAUAUAUAUAUAUAUAUAUAUAUAUAUAUAUAUAUAUAUAUAUAUAUAUAUAUAUAUAUAUAUAUAUAUAUAUAUAUAUUUCACCUUGCUGCCUUACCGGAUAUGUGACUGCCGUUCAUACAGCGUAUGAUGCUUUUUGUCGUUGUUCUGCUCUGAACAGAACAUAGCUUUAAUUUUGUCCUUUUAGAUACUGUGUAAUUUUAAUUUUGUGUUAUCUAAUGUUAUUUGUAAUUACCAAUGAAAAUCAAAGUAGACAUCCUUAGCAUGUAUGGUCUAUCUUUGUUGCUUUGGUUUGCAGGGCUGAAUCAGUUCUAUUGUGAAUGGCGAAAUGUAUAUUAUUUUGCCCUCAUCUAUUCUGAGUAUUUGUAUUAUUUAUUGAGAGGUAUCCAACUAUCAAUGUCAGAAUGAAAUUAGUCUGCCUUCAUCGUUGGCCUUUUAUACAAAUGUUAUUCUGCAAAUAUAUUGUUAUACCGGUUGUCUGAUUAGAUCUCUACUCUUCACCUCUUAUGUUCAGAAUUUAAUCUGGAUUUAUGUUUAUACAUUUUCAUUUGCUGCUUUUGUUUUAUUAUACUCCUUGCCAAGCAGCCUUCGGGUGGGCGGUUUGGUGGCCUAGUUUUUUGGUUUUUUACCCACCUUUUUUGUGGGCAGGCAGGUUUUUUUAUGCUUGUUUUUACUUAUGCGUCUACAGUAGGGGUCUGUCAUGUAUUUUUUGUACAUGUGUUACAUAAAAUUUCUAGUCCUUCAGCCCCUAUGUUGUGUUUUUUGAACAAGAAGUCACGCAAUUGCUGUGCAGUGAAAUUUGUACCCACCGUCCACCCCUUAUACCUCCUUAGAUAGUUUAUAUUUAUAUUUGUAAUUUUUGGCCUAGUUUUUUUUUUUUUUUUCUACCCACCUUUUUGUGGGCAGGCAGUUUUUUUGGAUGUUUGUUUUUACUUAUGUGACCACAGUAGGGGGUCUGUCAUGUAUUUUUUGUAUAUGUUGAUAGACUAUGUAACAUGUUUUUGAAUGCCCCCUAUUUUGUAUAUACGGUAUCUUUUCGUCAUUUACUAAAUAAAUGACAGUUUUUUAUUCUUACACAUGUGUUCUUUUUUAUGCCUGCUUAAGCAAAAACAAGCUCAAUGUCCUUGGCUAGAACAUAAAAGCUAAGGAACAUAAAAAAAAUUAUGACGUUAAUUGUGGUUUACAUACGAAUAUCUCGUAUAUCACUUUAUUGUUAACUUAAGAAGUAUGCCACAAACGCAUUAUCAAUCCUGCUUUCUGUUUUGGUAAAUGUUUUAUUCUUUAUUAGAAUUUUUUUAUAAUAAUGAUAUACUUUGAAAGCAUAUGUAAAAUAAAACGGGUGCUGUUUUA